Molecule: messenger RNA, 1628 nt
Organism: Hermetia illucens (black soldier fly)
Lineage: Eukaryota; Metazoa; Arthropoda; Insecta; Diptera; Stratiomyidae
Gene: Nasp
Product: protein NASP homolog
Exons: 6
Coding region: 139-1383 (414 amino acids)
Biological process (GO): CENP-A containing chromatin assembly; DNA replication-dependent chromatin assembly
Cellular component (GO): nucleoplasm
Molecular function (GO): histone binding
Source: RefSeq, a predicted model, not a curated record
GACGAAUUGUCAUCAAUUCUUGUUUGGCUUGUUUAGUCCGGGUUGGCCUGAGUGUUUCGAUUUGUGUCGCGAGUUUGUUGUGAUUCUGCAUUUUGAAAACUUUUAUUUGUACGAUUGACUUCAGACAAAUACAAAAGAAUGGCGGAAAAAUCUGAGGAAUUGAAAACUGUCGACGAGAAACUUACCCAAGCGAAAGAACUAUUCGCCAGAGGUAGCCGCAACUAUUUGGUAAAAGCAUACAAUGAUGCAGCGGAUGAUUUAAGUCAAGUUUGCAAUAUCUACGAAGAAGUUUACGGACAACUUUCAGAUGAAUUGGGAAUGCCCUACUUAUUGUAUGCGAAAACGUUAAUAGCACUUGCGGAAGAUGAAAACAAAGUCCUGUCGGUCCCCGAGGAACAAAAUGAUGAUGAUGACGACGAGGAAGAUGAUGAAGUGGACGAAGAGGCAGAAGAUGAUAAGGGAGCUAAGUCCGAAGGAGCAGAAUUGAAAAUAGAAGCAGAGCUGACAUCUAAUGAGACAGACGGUGAUUCGAAACUACAAGAGGGAAAUGAUAAAAGUCAAGAUACUGGAGCUUCUUCUAAUGGCAAUGCAAAGACGGAGAAUGUUAACGGAAAUCAUGAACAAGGCGACACAAGUAAACCAACAAAUUCAAACAAUGCGGCGGAACCGGGCACAUCAAACGAAGUGGAUGGUGAUAAUGAGGAGAAUGAGAUUGAAGAAGAUGAUGGGGCGAAUCUGCAAGUCGCGUGGGAGCUCCUCGAGUUGGCAGUGAAAAUCUUCGAACGGCAAGGUGAACCAGCCUUGGGCAAAUUAGCAGAUGCAUACAAUGAACUUGCAGGCGUUUCUUUUGAAAACAGUCAUUUCGACGCUGCUAUUGUUGACUACCAAAAAUCUCUCAACAUCCACAUGAAAUUACCGGAUGAUAAUCGCCGUAUCGUUGCUGAAAUUCACUACAAAAUUGGACUCGCCCAUUUGAUGCAGAAUUCCUUUGACGAUUGCAUACGAGAGUUAAAGAAAGCAGCCGAGCUUAUGGAUGAAGAAAUCGAGGAGGAAAAACAAAAGGAAAACCCAUCAGAGAAGCAGAAAGACACGAUUAAGGAUUUAGAAGAAGCAAAACAAGACAUUCUGGCGAAAAUUACUGAAGUUGAAGAGACCAAAACACAAUCCAUUGAAGAAGUACGAAACGAACUGUCCAAAAUAAUGAGCACCGACCCGAAAACUGCAGAUGGUGCUGGACCAUCGAGCUGUGCGAGCGGUACCAACGGAUCAUCGGCAGCUGAUAAACCGAAACCAACAGACAUAUCACACCUAAUCAAACGGAAGAAGCCCGAUACUGCCUCUAAUGAUGUUGCAGUCUCUCCAGCCAAAAGACCAGCCGUUUGAAUAAAUGGUUUCAUUUUUUACUCCAUUUUAGAGGAUACAUAUUUUACACAUUGUUCUAGAUUUCCCUACUUUAAGAUGAAUUUUGUACUUCAUACUUUUUUUUCGUAAUUUAUUUGAAAUUAAAGUUUAGUUCUGCUCGUGUUCGAGCUCAAUUACGGUAGAAAAUUUGUAUUUGUUGAAUUUUGUCCCGAUUUUGUAAUUCUGUAUGGAAAAUAAACUACAUGGAAUGUCAUGAUGUUUUUAAA